UGCGUGAUUAAUGCAAAAGCACGGUGCGCGCCUCCACUUGUUGUAAAAGCAGACACAUGGAGUUGCUGUUUGUUUUGCCGAGAAUGGCAUUUGCAUUUAUCGACAGGCAGCAGACGAUCCUCACGCUUAUUCAGAAUGGAACAUGCAUUUUUGCACGGGGUUUCUACAUCUGCACGAGCCCGAAUUCACAAUUAUACAACUUGUUGUAUUUUGUCACGUGAAAGGUCUUCUUUUUCGAACGCACGGUCAAAAACGAAAGACCAGAAGAGUCUCCCCUUUGCAUCGUUUGUGUCUUCCGUUGCGCUAUCCCAAGUGUGCCGGCUAGCUCUAGCAACAACCUGUUCAGCUGUGCAAGACCAAGUAGACCAACAGUUAGCCCUUAGCCAUAUUGUUGGGGUUGUGACUGUGACAGCACUCGGUUUACGAUGAAAUUGGACAUGUGAAGUCUAUGAAUGGCUUCAGAGAUAUGCAUUGCUUUUGUUAUUUGUUUAAGCUGCUUCACAGUGUUGGGAGAGGUAGCAUAGAUAUGAAUGACAUUAAUGUUGGUCGAGUUGCGAACACCUAUAAUCGCAUCGUGUAUGACCUGCAAAUGAAGUGAUAAAGAAUGUAUUGUUUCUGUUAUAGCUGUGAGCAGUGUGAAUACUGGGCUUUAAUUGUUGGGCUGAUGAAGUCAACCUGCCAUCUAUUUCUCUGAACAGUUGUGUUCGUGCUGUUCACACAGUGUCCUCUAGGGGCACUGCUUUCUGAUCCAAGAUAGGGUGCCUCGAUGUAACGGCGGCGCGCUGCAUCAAGGCACCCUAAUCCAAGAGAUGGCUUCCCACUUGUGUGAAGCUUUGUUGUCUUGGUGGUAAUAAAAUUGUAGCACAGUGGUAGCCACUCAUCCUAUGGAGGGGCUACAUAGAAGUAGUAAUGGAGGGCCAUAACUGGUAAAAGGUACUGUUAUUUUAGGUGUGUUGCUUGCUUGCACUUUAUCUUAAAGGAUCAAGAAGGAACUAGAUGUAGUAGUUCAAGGUGUGCCAAGGUAAUCCAAGUUUGAUUACAAAAAAAAAAAAAGUUGUUGCCAUGUGUUUACUUCAAGGCUGAAAAUGUGCUCUUAAACUGUUUCAGGGAGGGAAUCCUGAGUGAUCAUGGACACUGUGCCAAACGAGGUGCUGCUGCCUAUUCUGGCACUUGUGGAUGGUGCAAGUCUUGUCAGGUGCAAGCGUGUAUGCAAGCGGUGGCACGUACUAGUGGAGGCAAUCCUGCAACACAGCCAUGUUCUUUGGAAAAUGAUAUGCCAGUCAGAAAUUGACCCUGACGUGCUGGCUGAACUUCUUGACCAGUCAUGCCCAGAGGAUGAAUCUGGAGGAGUGGAAGUAGACUGGUUCAAGGUCUACAAGCGUUGGUAUAGCACGAGUGCCAUCUCAAAGUUCUCUCAUCGCAUUCGCAUGCUGCAUUGUUAUUUACGGGACGUGACGUGCUUGAAGGCAUCAGGAAACGUAAUUGUGAGUGGCCAUAAUACUGGAUAUAUAAUUGUUUGGAAUGCUUGGGGAGGCUGGCAAGUUUUGUCGAUAAAGGCAUCUGGAGAUGCAAUAUCUGAUCUGGCAUUCUUCAACCUUCAUGGUCCUGCUACGCUACACCCGGGCCCAUCCUGCUACAAGCGUGCUCACAUUCUGUGUGCACCGCAUGAGCCACUCCUGAAAGCCUACAGUCUGGAAGAUGGAGGUUCGAGCUGUAUGAAUCCGGCCAGGACAGUUUACCCAAUAGUGUCUAUGAAAAUUUGUGGUGAUCUGUUGGCCACUCUGACCUUGGUGCGGUGUGUUGUGUCUGUCAUGCGGCUGACCUUGACAGGAGGCAAUCUCCAGUUUCAACCACUGCUGAGCUCUUUCUUGCAAGAGGGUGCCUGCUCAUGGAUAGGCCUCAAUAAACAAUGUGUUUUCCACAUGGGACCACAGUGGCUUGCAGGCAAGGCUGUCAUUGCAAGCCAAGCCAGAGAGACGUGGCAACUGGCGCCAGUGGACAGAGGAGAGCCACUGCAUGUGACACUUGCCCUUGUCCAGAGGCAGGGGAUCUUUGUCAUCGCCACAGUUGACAUGAGGCUGUACAUAUCAAUGGAUGCUGGCCAUCAAGUGCGGGAGAUCGUAGCUGCUCGGCGAUGGAACGGUCGAGUGACGGCACUGGCCCUACGAGGCCCACUGCUGGUAAUUGGCCUGGACAGUGGUUGGCUGUGCGUGUACCGAGUGCAGGACUUGCUUCUUGACUUGGAGUCUAGGCUGCCAGACUGGAGCCAGCAGCUAGACAGAGACCCAAUCAUAGCUGUUGAUGUAACCAGUGAGCCGGACACCCCACGGCCAGUGGUGGCAGCCGCCACUCGCCAUCAACGGUAUGUGGUCACCUGGCCUUUCCAUUCUGUGUCGAGUGUUGACUAGUGUUCGUCAUGUUUCUUGUUGCUAAUUUAUGUGCAUAUGUUGUAUGCCUGGAAACCAUCUAGGAAAGGCUUUCUAGUGUUGCUUUUUUGACAUGCAAGUGUACAGCCAUGUUACGCAAUGCUGCAGUUUAUCAUACUAUGAGACCCUAUGGUGUAUAACACAGCUAAUGGCUGCAACAGUGCUACUGGACAAGGUUAAAAAAAAAAGAAGCACACUACAUGGCACUGCACCAUGUGGUGUCCCCUUCUUUUUUUUAAUCCUUGCCCAGUAGCACUGUUGCAGCUAUGAACGCAUAUCAACUUGCCUGAUUUUUCACCCCGCACUACUCACUUCAGUCACAACGUUGGUGCAAGUAUUAGCUGUUGUCGAAAAUGCUGUGCAGGUAUUGCCUUAGCAUUAGUGCUUCCAUUUUGGAAUGCUAUGCUUGUGUUAAAAUUCCUCUAAAAUGUGAAUUGCAUAUUGCUGCUGGUUUGAGUGAUAAGACUAAACGAAAUUCAGCCACGAUUCCAAUGUGGGCAUCAUGCAUUGCACAGUUGAUCCUUAAGAUGGCUGUUGUAAUCAAGAGUUGAUUAUUAGUUGUGAUUGCUCUAUAUAGUGGUUUGUUGUAUCAGAUGGGAAACUUGCUGCUUGGCUCCCAUACUGAAGCCUGCCGCAGAUCACAUUGUGCCCUUUGAUGCACCUGAUGGCCUUGUGCAGCAUUUAGCUGCUUGUAGUGACUACUCUUCUGUGUACAUUGAGUUGCACGCAGUCAGCUGGCCGUUUUGUUCACUGCACUGUUUCUUGUGCAGAGUAACAUACAUGCUUUGUUUGCCUGAAAAAAGAAUAGAGAAGAACUUUCACCCACCAUAAUCUCUUCUGUGAGCUGCAUUUAACUUUUUUUUUUUCCAGUGCUUUGAUAUACUGUUGUACAAUGUACUGUAUUUGGUGUCAAAAGCUUGCGGGAUACUUGUACAGACUUUGUGCAUGCGAUCUGUAAGUGAACACAACAUAUCAUUUUUUUUUUUCAUUCUUCUGCAGACAUGCAGCUCAAAACCUAGAGCUAUGUGGAAAUUCAGGCUUUUUGCAGAUCCUGCAGAGUGCAUAGUUUAGAUACCGAGGUUACCAGUGCACUUCUAAUUUAAAUUCAUGAAGCAGCUGUUCUAGCCGAGAGCCUGCUGUCGCUGUUGAAUGGUUUUGUACAGUGACGUGCUCAAUCUCAAAGUGUGAUUUUAAGCAUGCCUCUUUAUGGAUGUUGGAAACAUGUAUGGCUAUUCUUUAGCCUGCUCUAAGUCUUGUUAUGACUGAUUGCUGCUAGCUUGGCAGUGGGUCAUUCCAUGUGAAACGUCCCAGAGCUGAAAAGCGACUGUCACCAAUUGUCUUUAAAAAAAUUUAGCUAGUUGGCGAUUGUGUGAAGGAGGUUUCAUCAAAAUAUUUCUCUUAUAAAAUACGUUUUGGUCAACUAAGUGCUCAUUUAAGUUUUCCUAAAAAAAAGCAAAAUUCGGAGGUUCAUCUUGUUAAAAUCAAGUGUGAAAGUAGGUACAAUGACAAAUCUUACAUUAGAAUAUUGUUGCAGUUGAACUGGGAACAGCACUGAGAAGUUUAUUUGUGCAGGAAUGCAGUAGGAGGAAGAGAAGAUAGAAGAUGUCUAGCUGAUGAGUUGUCAUGUGAAAUAACAGCUUUGAUUGUUCUCUCACAGGACAUUAUAAGUGAAUGCAUGUAAGAAUUUUCAGCACUUAAUUGGCUCAGUAAAAAAAAGCAAUAAAAUUGUGCAUUUUCUCAACUUUUUUUGCACAAACAUUGUUAAAUGCUUCAGCCACAAUAAGUUUUUUCCUGCUUUCUCCUGCUGCUGUAGUGCAUGCUAAAAAUAAUUUUACAUUAUUAAAAAAGUACUUUUCAAGGAAAUUUCUUCUAAAGUUUGCAGAAAAUGACUUUUUCACAAGAUUCA
Messenger RNA from Dermacentor andersoni, 4332 nucleotides. NCBI's taxonomy places the organism in Eukaryota, Metazoa, Arthropoda, Arachnida, Ixodida, Ixodidae. The record is from RefSeq and is a predicted model, not a curated record.